Messenger RNA from Saccharomyces eubayanus, 867 nucleotides. RefSeq names its product tRNA (guanine(9)-N(1))-methyltransferase (gene TRM10). The record is from RefSeq and is a predicted model, not a curated record. Gene Ontology annotation, cellular component: nucleus. NCBI's taxonomy places the organism in Eukaryota, Fungi, Ascomycota, Saccharomycetes, Saccharomycetales, Saccharomycetaceae. The transcript has a single exon. Gene Ontology annotation, biological process: tRNA N1-guanine methylation. Bases 1 to 867 code for a protein of 288 amino acids. Gene Ontology annotation, molecular function: tRNA binding.
AUGUCAGAUGAGAAAAUAGACCAAACAGAAGAGGUGGUGAAAAGAACACCACCUUUGCCACCGGUGCCGGAAGGUUUGUCCAAAAAGCAAUGGAAGAAAAUAUGUAAAAGACAAAGGUGGGAGGAUAACAAAGUGAAAUAUAAUGCGGAACGUCGUGUGAAGAGGAAGAGGCUACGUCACGAGAGAAGUGCGAAGAUCCAAGAGUACAUUGACAAGGGAGAAGAAGUCCCACGGGAGUUGGUUAGAGAGCCUCGGGUCAAUGUAAACCAAGUCGAUUCUGGGAUCGAGAUCAUACUCGACUGUUCCUUUGACGAACUGAUGAACGACAAGGAAAUAGUCAGUUUGUCGAAUCAGGUCACAAGGGCAUAUUCCGCCAACAGAAGAGCGGAUCAUUUCGCGGAAAUUAAAGUGGCGCCUUUCGAUAAAAGACUAAAGAAAAGAUUUGAAACCGCUCUGCACGAUACGAAUUACGACAACUGGAACCACUUCAAAUUCCUACCAGACGACAAAAUUAUGUUUGAAGACGAGCACGUAAGCAAGGACAAAAUAGUGUACUUAACUGCCGACACAGACGAGAAACUAGAGAGGCUGGAACCGGGCAUGAGGUACAUCGUUGGGGGUAUUGUAGAUAAGAACCGCUAUAAGGAGUUGUGUCUCAAAAAAGCCCAAAAGCUAGGCAUCCCAACGCGGAGACUGCCUAUCGACGAGUAUAUCAACCUGGAGGGUAGAAGGGUGCUGACCACGACGCACGUGGUGCAGCUCAUGCUGAAAUACUUUGAUGGCCAUGACUGGAAGAACGCUUUUGAAAGCGUUUUACCGGCCAGAAAGCUAGAGGCAGAAACAGCAUCCACGACCGACGACGCAUAA